Messenger RNA from Peromyscus leucopus (white-footed mouse), 996 nucleotides. RefSeq names its product transcription elongation factor A like 7 (gene Tceal7). The record is from RefSeq and is a predicted model, not a curated record. The coding region runs from base 27 to 449 and encodes 140 amino acids. Lineage: Eukaryota; Metazoa; Chordata; Mammalia; Rodentia; Cricetidae. The transcript is spliced from 3 exons.
ACGUGAGCCCAAGUUGUUAUAUAUCCAUGUUUCUUUCUCCUCUGGGUACGAGCUCUUUACUGCCCCGAAGACUCGUGGCCAAGGAGAAGAGAAGGUCCAGGAAUCUGUGUUCACAGACAUCACCCGACGGGAAAACGAGAAACAACAACAUCAUGCAAAAGUCCUGCAACGAAAAAGAAGGAAAACCCAGGUGCAGUGAGCCAAAGAUGGAGGACGAACAUACCCGUGGAGCAUUCGAAGGCCAGCGAAUGGAAGGGAAUUUCAGACAGCGGCUGCUGCAGUCUCUUGAAGAAUUUAAAGAAGACAUAGACUAUAGGCAUUUUAAAGGUGAAGAAAUGGCAGGAGAGGAAGACGAGAUGGAAAGGUGUUUGGAAGAAAUAAGAAGUCUGAGAAAAAAAUUCAGGGCUCUGCAUUCUAACCAUAGCCAUCCUCGGGACCGUCCUUUUUAAUGCGGUAGCCUCAGAAAUUACCUUCUGUUAUUAAUACUUUCACUGCUUUCUGUUUCUAUUUUUCUUUAUAAAUAUUUGCUAUCAUUUCACAUCAAUCCUUCACUAUUGGCUAUAGUGGUAUAUAAGUCUCAUGCUGUACACAUCUCACCUUUCAAUUCUACCCCACUGAUUUAAUAAGAAGUUUUGUUCAUUUACACAAGAGGACAAUCAUCUGGUAGUUCAUCAUAAACCAAAAAUUGCAAGCUACAAAGCAUAUGUAUGUGUCCAUUUAUGUAUGACAUCAUGCAAAGUCUUAUUCUGUGCCAAAGAGGUGACUCUUUCUUCUUAUUUUCCACAAAAUGAGUAUUUAUGUAUCUGUAUUUGUUUUAAUUUUGUAUCACAAAAUGAAAAAUAAUUAGACAUAAAUGAAAGAAGUUUAUCAAUCACUUUUGGAAAGCAGUGGAACAGUAAACUUUUAAUAGCAGAAGUACAAAAAAGGCAUGCCAAUUGCAAAUUACCUUUGGAUUUCUUAGCCAGAGGAAUAAACCUUACCAUUAUAAAAUACAAA